CAGCUUGCUGUCAUGGGCGCUAUGAUUUCGCUGCUCUAGUUUUCAUCGAUAGUCCAUUUCCUUGAUUCCGUCCCGCCAUACGGCGAGCAAACUCCCCCGGUGAUUCAUAUCUCGAUCCUCGCUGCCCCCGGCGUGCGUAUAAAUAACAAAGCCUCCUUGCUCACUAUUUUCGGGCUAGUCCAUCUAUCCACUGUGCGAUGCUCGCCUCAUAUCUCGUCGCAGUAGCCCUACUAUGGACUCUGCCCGUGUCAAGCACGCCAGUCACGCUCUACGAUGUGUCCCUCGCGCUAGUUCCAACGCCGACGCAGCUGAGCGGGAUCAUCCUCCCUGAACAAGCCACCCUGUCGCUUUCCGCCGGGGGGACUGACGCCGCGCACGCGACGACAUACGUCGCGGUCAUCGGGCCGGCUAACAGCGCGUCAGCGGUGCAGACCGUGAACGGUCUCCCCGUCACGUUUCCGACCAUCACAGAAACCUUUAUCGAAGGCCCGACCGGCCUCGUGCAAUACGAGACCCUUCUCCCCAGCGUCACACUCGCGCUGAGCUGCCACUGGGCGACCGCGAGACCGGGCGCCGCAGCGCCGUGCGGUAUCGCGGUCGAGGCUGGCGGCACGACCGCGGCUACGACCUCUUUCACCGGCACGCUGACCCCGUUGACGACGCUGGGCGCGGGGCCGAGCUUCGUUAUCGCGUCGGCAGUCAGUGCCAGUGCGCGGAGUCCGACAGGGGGCGCUGGGGCCCUGCGGGGGUCGGGGCUGGCGGUGGCGGGUGUGGCCGGGUUGGUUGUGUUUGCGCUGCAGAGUGUCGUAUGAGGGGAAGCGAAUGGUGCUCUGCCGUUCGUUUAUAUUGAAACGAUAGAUUCAGGGAUUUAUCAUCGAAUUCGCUGCGCGUUGACACCGCGCGCUGAUUAGAUAAGAAUGACUAGGCUCAACUGCUGGCUUGCGAACACCCUUCAAGAAAUAAAUACACAGCUGCGACGCGCCCUGAUUU
This is a messenger RNA of Mycena citricolor, 990 nucleotides long. Lineage: Eukaryota; Fungi; Basidiomycota; Agaricomycetes; Agaricales; Mycenaceae. The record is from the annotation of a GenBank genome assembly.